AUGAAUCUUGGUCUGGCACCACGGCGCCACGAAAGCAUGGAGGGAAGAGGUGUUCAACAACGUGCACUGUUGCGUCAUGUCCUUCAAAGACUGCUUACACGCCUGGAACAUGUCCUGCAACAGCCACACCUGGACAUGGACUUCAUGCAGUUUGUAUGUUGUCAGGAGAGAGUUUUUCUCAGUGCCAUAGCAGGUCAAGUCACUAUUCCAGCAGAGGUAAUUGCAGGAAUAGAUGAACUGGACCGUGCGAUCAACACUGAGAUUGAUCAAGAAAAAGUAACAGCAUUGAGUAUGGAGCAAGGUGCAAGAGGGCGCCCAAAGACACUCAUUUCUGACGAGCAAAUAAGCAGCCUGUUGGAGUUGUCGUUCCCUGUACCGACAAUUGCUGAUUUACUUGGGGUGUCCAUCAGAACAGUGCGUCGGCGGAUGGAGGAGUUCAACCUUAGUGUUAGGGCCUCCUACAGCAACCUCUCAAAUGAGCAGCUUGAUGGGAUUGUGUCUGAGAUUAAAACCAGGAUGCCACAUGCAGGAUACCGCAUGAUGAAAGGGGCAUUGGAGGCAGAAGGACACAAAGUGCAGUGGGAUCGUAUCCGAGCAUCACUGCAUAGGGUGGACACCCUUGGUGUGUAUUCCCGCAUGAUAAACCUUGGGUGUGUGGUGAGACGGAGCUACUUUGUUCCGAGCCCAAGGUUUCUCAUGCACAUUGACACCAAUCACAAACUGAUCAGGUACAACAUGGUCAUAUUUGGGGGUAUUGAUGGAUAUUCACGCAAGAUCAUGUACCUGGGGGCUGCCCCCAAUAACCUAGCCUCAACCACCCUGGGCUUCUUCAUGGCAGCAGUGGAGCAGUUUGGCUUUCCAUUAAGGGUACGGGGAGACCAUGGCGUGGAAAACGUUGACGUGGCUUGUUUGAUGUUUUCAGUCCGAGGCACUGGGAAAGGCAGCUUCAUAGCAGGGAAGAGUGUGCACAAUCAGCGAUGUUGA
Messenger RNA from Neoarius graeffei (lesser salmon catfish), 984 nucleotides. RefSeq lists its product as uncharacterized. The record is from RefSeq and is a predicted model, not a curated record. The coding region runs from base 1 to 984 and encodes 327 amino acids. The transcript is spliced from 6 exons. Lineage: Eukaryota; Metazoa; Chordata; Actinopteri; Siluriformes; Ariidae.